Messenger RNA from Punica granatum (pomegranate), 6026 nucleotides. The record is from RefSeq and is a predicted model, not a curated record. Lineage: Eukaryota; Viridiplantae; Streptophyta; Magnoliopsida; Myrtales; Lythraceae.
GAGGGAGGGCAGAUUCAUAAAUAACAAAAUUAAGCAAAUUGAGACUGAAACCACACCACGACCACAAGGACCAAAUUGAAACCAGAAACAAACUUCUGGGAGUAAACGGAAAUCAACCCAUCAACAAAGACCCUCGUCGGGCUAAUUCUCUGUUUUCCGGUGUUCGCUUCUUUCCCUACGCUGCUCGCUCAGUUCUGCAAAACAACUGCCAUGGAUGGUGGUUGUUUCAUCACACCGUGAGCUCCUUAUGAUGGAUGUGAUGCUCGGUUGAGCCUCCAUGCCGUCGAGUUCGAGCUUCUGCGUCGCCCUCAAAAGAUUCCCAGAGCUGUCCCGCAGAACCGCAGCAGUCACUUCCAGGGCCUUCUUCUCUUGCCCCGGUCCCGCCGGAACCGUACCACAAAGAUGGAGAAAUUCAGACGCAACGAGACCCACAAGCAUAGUUCCCACCACCUCUGGGACAGAUUUGGAGAAGAGCGUAUAUAUGAUACUCACUAUAGAUCGUUGGGAGUCGCUGAACCACAUGAGGUACAAGUUGACCAAGUUAAGACCAGUCCAUGGAAGGCUUGCUUUGAAGUUCCUCGACUGGGUGAUGAAACAGCCCGGAUUCGAACUCAACCACCUCAUUCACAUACUGUCCUUAACCUCUCAUAUACUUGUCAGAGCAAGGAUGUAUGACUCUGCCAAAUCGAUUUUGAGGGAGUUAUCGUUGACAGGUCUCGGCCCAAAGUCUGUUUUCCAUGCUCUUAUGGGCACGUACCGUCUUUGUAGUUCAGACCCUUCAGUUUUCGACACUCUGAUUAGGGUCUAUUUAAGCAAAGGGAUGGUUGAAGAACCUCUUGAAAUCUUCCACUUGAUGGGUUUUGUGGGAUUUAAGCCUUCAGUUUGUACCUGUAAUGGGAUAUUAUCUGCAUUGGCAAGGGAAAGGAGAGGCGGGCUCGUUUGGUCCCUCUUCAACGAUAUGCUAGACAGCGAAAUCUGUCCAGAUGUUGCAACGUUCAACAUACUGAUCAAUGUCCUCUGUGCAGAGGGGGAGAUUAAAAGAGCUGGUCAUCUUCUUAAAAAGAUGAAAGAGAGUGGCUAUGUUCCUACUGUUGUCACUUACAAUACUUUACUCAAUUGGUACUGCAAAAUGGGGAGGUAUAAAGCAGCUAUCCAGCUUUUUGAGCAAAUGUGUUCUAAGGGCAUUAAAGCUGAUGUACAUACAUUUAACGUGCUCAUUGAUGAUUUAUGUAAAAAUGGCAUGAGUUCAAAGGGUUAUUUACUAUUGCGAAAAAUGAGGAAAAUGAUGAUAGCCCCAAACGAAGUGACCUACAAUACCCUUAUUUAUGGGUUUGUUCGGGAGGGUAAAACUGGGAUCGCUGCUAAGGUUUUUGACCAGAUGUCAAGGUCGAAGCUUUCACCUAAUUGUAUCACUUACAGUGCUCUGAUUGAUGGGUUCUGUCGAGAAGGAGAGUUCGAAGAAGCAAUUAAUAUUUUAGAUCAAAUGGAAGAGGAGGGAUUAAGACCAGAUGAAGCCUGUUAUGGAGCUCUAUUGAGUGGCUUGUCAAAGCAGGGAAAGUUAAACAUGGCCCGGAGUUGUUUGGAGAGAAUGAGGAGUAAUGGGUUGUAUGUUGGUCAGAUUGCGUAUACAGUAUUGAUUGAUGGUUUUUGCAGAAAAGAGCUGCUUGAUGAAGCUAUGCUGUUGUUUACAGAGAUGGUGAGAGAUGGUGUAAAUCCUGAUUUAGUUACAUUUUCAGUUCUCCUAAAUGGGUUCUCCAAAGCAAGAAAAACAAGUCAUGUGAAGGAGAUAACUGGAAAAAUGUAUAGGUCAGGGCUUCAACCAAAUGAUGUCAUCCAUUCAACUCUGAUACACAAUUUUUGCCAGCAAGGUAAAGUCAUGGAGGCACUAAGACUCUACAGAGUCAUGGCUCAUGAGGGCUACACAGCAGACCACAUCAUUUGUAACACUUUAGUUGCUUCUUUGUGUCGAAGCGGGAAACUUGAAGAGGCAGAAAAUUUUGUGCAGCAUAUGAACAACAUUGGUAUAGAGCCCAAUGCAGUUACUUUUGAUUGCUUAAUAAAUGGAUAUGCAAGUCUUGGUGAUGGCUUAAAAGUAUUGUCUUUGUUCGAUGAGAUGACAAAAUUUGGCCAUAGUCCUACCCCGUUCACCUAUGCGAGUCUACUGAAAGGGCUUUGCCGAGGGAAGAAUAUUGCAGAAGCGAAGAAACUUUUUGAUAGACUGAGAUAUAUUCCAUCUGCUAUAGAUAAAGUUGCCUACAAUACCUUACUGGGCGGACUGUGCAAAAAUGGAAAUCUUUCGGAAGCAUUGGCCCUUUUGGAUGAAAUGGUGAAAAUUGGUUUUCUUCCUGAUGGAUAUACUUACACGAGCCUUCUUUCUGGUUUAUUCAGGAAGGGCAGGGUCGUUCCUGCCAUUUUCUUGUAUAUAAAAGCGAUGAUCAAGGGAACUUCUUUAUCAAACACAAUUUUCCACACAUGCUUGAUUGAUGGGCUUUCCAAGGAAGGGCACUCAAAAGUUGCAUCCUAUAUUUAUAAUGAGUUGACUGAAAAUACUUUAUGCCCUGAUACAGCUUUUGCUAAUGCGAUUUUAGAUGGAUAUGCGAGAAGGGGAAUGAUGGGCAGCAUAAAUAAUUGUCUGUCCGUAAUGAGGAGAAGCAAUUUGGCUCCUAAUUUGAUCACAUAUAAUAUUCUUUUGCAUGGGCAUGCAAAGAAACAGGACUUGAAGAUGUGCUUCAGUGUAUACAGCAGAAUGGCCAGAGAUGGUUUUGAGCCAGACAAGUUUACAUAUCAUUCCCUGAUUCUUGGGCUCUGUGAGUCAGAAUUGCUGGAAAUUGGGGUCAAGUUUUUGAAAAAAAUGGUCCUCGAGGGCAUCUUACCUGAACGACCCACUAUAGAUAUGCUUAUCAGCAAAUGUUGUGCUCGUGGUAAGAUGGAACUGGCGCUCACUUUGUUUGAUCUGUUGACCUUUCUUCAGUAUGAUGAUGUGGGCGCUUACAGUACCAUCAUUUAUGGGCUGAACAAGAAGUUGGAGUUUGCUAGUUCUUAUGGUCUUAUGCAUGAAAUGUUACAGAAGGGUUAUACUCCAACUCAUAAACAGUACAUUAAUUUAAUUAAUGGUAUGUGUAGAGUAGGAAAUUUUCAAGCCGCUUUCAGGCUAAAGGACGAGAUGCAGGCCCUGUGCAUCACCUCUACCGAUGUUGCUGAGAGUGCAAUGGUUAGAGGACUUUCGCGAUGUGGGAAGAUCGAAGAAUCAGUUAUCCUUCUUAAUCGGACAGUUAAAAUGGGAAUUGUCCCGACUCUUGCCACAUUUACCUCUGUGAUGCAUGGUUUGUGCAAAGAAUCCAACCUCAAAGAGGCUCUGAGACUGAAACAAGUGAUGGACCUUCUCGGUGUUAAGAUCGACGCCGUUGCCUAUAGUGUUCUUAUUACUGGCCAUUGUAAAGUAGGUGAUGUCAAAGGUGCACUUCGCUUUUAUGAGGAGAUGAAGAGUCGCCAUGUUUGGGCAAACUUAACCACUUACUCUGUCCUCUUUGAAGCAAUCCUUUCAAAGGGUGAUUUUGCUGACGGUGAAGUGCUUUUGAAAGAUCUUGAAAGGAGGGGGUUGUUUUCUUGGGAUCAACGCAGUGUAUGUUUGAAGGAGGGCUUAAUGAUUGCCUGUGAAAAAAUAAAUUUGCUCAGGAGUAGGAGGAAAUAGUGUGCAAUCCUAUGGAGCAGUUCUAUAGACUGAGUUCUGGAGGCCUGUAAGCACAUAAAAGAGAUGCUGGAAACUACGGAAGCCUGCUCCAAAUGGUAGGAAAUUUGUUGGAGCAAUGGAAUGGGGGGGAAGCUAUUACAGCCCAUGAUGUCUUCUGUCGGAGAGAAGAAGCUACAGAAACUGGUUAUGUAAUAUGACAGAAUUGGAAGGUCUUCCUGGAGGAAAAUGCCCCAUGGGAAGUAGUCCUAUUAUUUGAGCGGAUAUUUGUGCAUCAGCACAUCCAAGACCGCAGCAGCCACUUGUUGCCGUGUCAACCACCUGUGCCUGGCGGUCGGCGACCCCAUCUAGUUGUCGUGCAGUACUGUUUGGGCACAAUGGAUGGAACUCGAGAGCGCGUGAUGCGACAUUGUGAGUGGUUAAGAAGAUUCAUCACGAGAUUAUCAGUGAGAUUGAGCAGACUCCGAAAGUGAUUCAUCACUCUCUCUCUCUGUCUGAAAGUGAUUUUCUCUCUUUGGAAUUCAUUCAUGUCGGUAUGUAAGCAAUCGCUUCUUCUUGAACUCCCGACCCAACUUUCUCUUUUUGAUCGAUUCCGUUAUAUUUUACCUGUUUUAGCUCAAAUCCAUUGACGGGUCUUGCUGUUUCUGCUUGCAACUGUUUGUUCAUGUCUGUGAAGAUUCUUUCUUUCCCCCACCCACCCCCCCCCCCCCCCCCCCCCCCCCCCCUUGUUCAUGGUGAUGCCCUGCUGCAUGAAUCUAGAAGCCCAGUUCUCUGUGUUGAAUUGAGUGGCUUGUCUGAAGUCUGAACCUCCCCCCUGUGUUCGAAGAAUUUUGGUGUUGGGUUGCAAUAUGUGUAGAAAAGCAUCUUGAAAUUCCUUGUUUAGUGAGUUAGAGAUAAUGGGCAUUUGCAGAUUCGUGAAGGAAAUAAUGUCCUUGAUUGUUUUAUGUUGAUUAGCCAUGAGGUCGUUAUCAAUGGUUUGCGAUGCAACGUGGGAGUAAGUGAAGAAAUAAUUCAUUUUGGGACGACAAUUUGAUUGCUGGUGAUUCGAGAUAAUAUUUAGAAGUUACAAGUGUUAAGCUUGGAGGAUAAGGGUUAAUGAUGUUCUUCUCCCCCACCCCCUGUCUUACCAGAUUUUCAUUAUGUAGAUUGCCUGUGUUUUUUAUAUGAGGAGAGUACAAAAGAUCUAGUUGACAGCACUUAGGAUAUAAUUUGUUUUGACUGUAAUUUAACUUUACUACCUAAAGGCCAACUUCUCUUGCAACCUGAUGCAGUAUCAUCUCCUUCAUUCAGUGAAGGUUAGCCAGAAAAGCAUCAUCUGAUUGAGCUUGAUAUAGCUGCACUGUAGUCUUGAUGGUUGAGGACCUUAAAGUUUGAAAUGCAAAUUGACUUUUUUAUGCUUCUUUCUGAAGGAGGAAAUUAUCGAAGUGCAUAGUCAAAGACUACUCUAUUAGCUUUUGAAAUUGAGUAUCAGCAUAGACUAACCGAUCCUUAAAAGGUUAACUUUUUGGUCUACUCUAGGUUGGAUUAUCUAAGUCAGUAGUUACAUGCUGUCUCUAAUCAUGCUCCAUUGUAACCGUAUUACCCCUUUACAAUGAUUGCUUACUUUUCAAUCAUUUGCCUGUUGAAAGUUCUAAUCCUGUCAAAGUAGACCGUGCAUUAAAAAGAGAUUAAACGUAGAAUUGUCCAAGGGCAUUGCAGCUCAACGCAAUGGUGCAAUACCCUUAGGGAGGACCUUGAGUCCUGAGUUCAGUUCUGUUACGAGGGUUGCCCAUACUCAUCCCCCUUGCUAGUCCUGUACUAGGGCCCGUUGGCUUUUCCCUAGACAGUAAACAAGAAAGUAAAAAUGAUAUAAGUGUGUAUUGACUUUUGUAAUGAAGAAUGGAUAGGAGGCUGCUAGUUUAACGAACUUAUUUUUGGACAGGAUGUCUUAUGUAAUUUUUCUUCAUUAUCUAUUCCCCUGACUGCAUUGGUGAAGAUCGCAAAAGUUGGCCCACCUCGGGUUUGUAGCUGUGCUGUGAAGUUCUGAAUCUUGGAUAAUGUAAUAAUUAUUGUUGUAGAAAUUUACCUUCUGUUAUUCUUAUCUUGGCAAUCUUAGUUUGUUAUGAUAUUAAUGACGUGCUACGUGGUUCCUGCAAGGAAUAUGAGGAAUCGUGGCAAUUCAUGUCCUUCCGCUGAUGGAACGAAAUUCAUUACUUAUGGCGGAAAAGGGUCAGCCACUUCCAAAAUUUGGUUGAAUGGGACGUCAAUGACCCUGCCUCGGCUGAGGGCUUCACUGUAAUCUUCAACAAAGCAAGUGAUGAAAAGAAGACCGGUGGCACGACCGAGUCUCCUGGAAAGG